GCAAACCGUUAAUAAACUCGACAGAAGAAGAAGAAUUGUUCGUUCUGUCCAUCAUGGCGAUGCAUGCUAAAGCUACACCGCCGCAGAUCCCCGACACACGCCGGGAGCUGGCGGAGUUAGUGAAGAGGAAACAAGAGCUUGCUGAGACACUGGUGAACUUGGAAAGACAAAUAUAUGCAUUUGAGGGCAGCUACCUGGAAGACACCCAGAUGUAUGGCAACAUCAUCAGAGGGUGGGACAGAUACCUCACCAACCAAAAGAACUCCAACAGCAAGACUGACAGAAGAAAUAGAAAAUUCAAGGAAGCAGAGCGGCUAUUCAGCAAGUCAUCUGUUACUUCAGUUGCGGCGGUAUGUGCACUCGGUGGAAUACCAGAUCACAUGAAUGAAAAACGUGAGGCAGGCAGCGGCACAGAAAGUGACGCUUCCCCAGAUCUCCAGAACCAAGAGAACGAGCCCAGUCAGGAUGAUGCUGAAGAUGUGGACUCACCACUGCAGGACCUAAAACCACAGAAAGCUGCAUCAUCCUCCUCCUCAGGCAGCCACCAUGGCAGCCACAAGAAGAGAAAGAACAAAAACAGACACAGGUUUGACAUGAAGGUUAGCAAGAAACCAAGAGCAGAUUAUUCAACUUAAAGUGGAGGACUCUGACACACAAGGAUGCGUUUAAGAGAAAAAAUACUUUGAACUGUGUUUUUAUAUGUCAGCCAUUAAUGUGUAUUCCUUGAAACAUUCCCAUUUCCACCUGCCUUUGGCCACAGCUAUAUGCUUUUGAUUUACAGAUUAAAUAAAUGUAUGAUGUUGCAUUUUACUUGAGGCCUGCACGGGCUCACCUCCAGGGCACACA
Molecule: messenger RNA, 846 nt
Organism: Thalassophryne amazonica
Lineage: Eukaryota; Metazoa; Chordata; Actinopteri; Batrachoidiformes; Batrachoididae
Gene: meaf6
Product: MYST/Esa1-associated factor 6
Exons: 7
Coding region: 54-635 (193 amino acids)
Cellular component (GO): NuA4 histone acetyltransferase complex
Source: RefSeq, a predicted model, not a curated record